AUAUACCUCCCUCAGUCUUGAACUCAUGAACUGAGCUUGCGCGUUCACACUAUAUUUUUGAACUAAGGAACACUGAUAUUUAUAAAUUUUGAAAAGCUUUUUUAGGGGAGAAAAAAUUCAAUGGAGUUGGACCUAACACCUAAGGCAGCACAACCAUUGUUUGAAGGAGAUGGUGGUUGUUACUACAUUUGGUUAAGUUCUCAAGUUCCAGUUUUGGCUAAGACCAAUGUUGGUGCUGCCCAUCUUGUGCUUCACCCAGGAGGCUUAGCUCUUCCCCAUUAUGGAGAUUGUUCCAAAGUUGGUUACGUCGUAGAAGGGACUAAUGGUGUAGUUGGAAUGAUACUCCCCAGCACCGGAAAAGAAGUAGUUUUGAAGCUUAAGCAAGGAGACAUUGUACCAGUACCCAUUGGAGCUGUUUCAUGGUGGUUCAAUGAUGGUGACUCAGACUUUAAAAUUAUAUAUCUUGGGGAAACUUCAAAUGCUCUUGUUCCAGGGGAAUUCACAUAUUUUAUCCUAGGUGGUGUUCUAGGACUUUUAGGAAGUUUUUCUAGUGAAUUAAUAAGCAAAGUAUACAAUUUUAAUAAAGAUGAGGUGACCAAGCUAACACAAAGCCAAACUGGGGUUACAAUAAUCAAGUUAGAAAAAGGCCAACCUAUGCCUAAGCCACAAAUGGACCUAACUAAAGACCUUGUUUAUGACAUUGAUGCUAAAGCCCCAGAAAUUAAGGAAAAAAAUGUGGGAUUAGUCACAAGCUUAACGGAGAAAGAUUUUCCUUUUAUUAAGGAUGUUGGGUUAAGUGUGAUUAGGGUUAAACUUGAACCUAAUGCUAUUAAGGCACCUUCAAACCUAAUUACCCCUGGGAUUCAGCUAAUUUACAUUGCUAGAGGAAGUGGAAAAAUUGAAAUUGUGGGAAUCAAUGGAAAACGUGUCUUGGAUUCUCAAGUUAAGCCUGGUCAUUUGAUUGUUGUACCAAAGUUCUUUGUGAUUGCUCAAAUUGCAGGUGAAGAAGGAAUGGAGAGUUACUCUAUUGUGACAACUACCAAGCCUUUGUUUGAAGAGUUAGCCGGAGAUACAUCAGUUUGGGGAGCCUUAUCACCUACGGUGCAACAGGUGUCUUUCAAUGUGGAUUCCGAGUUUCAAAACCUUUUCAUAUCUAAGAGCACAAAAACCACAAAUCUCAUUCUCCCUACCAUUUAGUUUGGACUUGUUUAUAUAUUCAAAUAAAUUUCUUAUGUGUGGAAUUUGUUAUGUAAUUUGCUUGUUUGUUUUGAAUUAAUAAUAAACCCUCCCUAUAUGGUGGGUAAAGUUUGUGAAUGUUGUGUCUAACAUGAAUGUUGUAGAAGAG
This is a messenger RNA of Medicago truncatula (barrel medic), 1345 nucleotides long. Its product is annotated as glutelin type-A 3. The transcript is spliced from 3 exons. Gene Ontology annotation, molecular function: nutrient reservoir activity. The record is from RefSeq and is a predicted model, not a curated record. Lineage: Eukaryota; Viridiplantae; Streptophyta; Magnoliopsida; Fabales; Fabaceae. The coding region runs from base 121 to 1197 and encodes 358 amino acids.